Rubroshorea leprosula is the source of this 1262-nucleotide messenger RNA. Lineage: Eukaryota; Viridiplantae; Streptophyta; Magnoliopsida; Malvales; Dipterocarpaceae. The record is from the annotation of a GenBank genome assembly.
GAUGUAUUUUUUAAUAUGGAAGUCUAAAUUGUAUAUAUGAGAAGUUGAUUUUAAUAAUGACAUGGAAAGUGGAUCAACGACCAAUUUAUCAAGAUUAAAACCAAGUAGAUCAAAUGAUGAGAUUGGAUGGAAAUAUAAUAAGUUGCAAGAUCCUAAAAACUCAAGUCGAGUGAUCUAUAACUUUUGUAAUAAAGUUACCACUGGUGGUAUCACCAAAGCUAAAAGGCAUCAAAGAGGGAUCAAAGGGGAUGUGGCUCCAUGUCCUAAAUGCCCACCAAUAAUUAGGGAAGAGUUGUGGGCCAAUUUACAACAGAAAACCACAACUAAAAAAUUAGAAAAGGACAUGUUUAUGUCUAGUUGUGGUACUGUUGAUCUUGAAGAGGAAGAUGAAGAGGAAAAACUUAUGCCAAGAGAAUCAACUUUAUCUAUUGGUGGUAGAAGUCAAAAGGCCAAAAUUGGGCAACACAAAGGCCCCAUGGAUUUGUACAUGUACCAAAAACCUAAGGAAACUCUCGAAAAGAGAAAGCUUGAAAAGUGUAGGCAAUCUUUUAUAAAAGAUUCUAUCAAGGAGUUGAGGGCUGAAACAAUUCAAUACAUUGCUCGGUUCUUCUACCAAAAUGGCAUCUCUUUCAAUGUUGCUCGUUCAGAAAGUUUCAAGCUAAUGCUUGUUGAUAGUGAGAGUAAACCAACAAUGCCUUAUAUUUAUGAGGCAACAACCAAAGCUAAGGAUGCCAUUAAGAGAUUGCAAAAUGAUGAUGAAACUAAUUGGUGGACUUUGUUUGGGCAUUUGGUGCCAAAUUUACAAAAGUUGGCUAUCAAAAUGUUGAGUUUAACAUGGAGUGCAUCUGGAUGUGAACGUAAUUGGAGUGUAUUUGAACAAAUUCAUUCUAAGAAGAGAAACCGACUUGACCACCAAAAAAUGCAUCAUUUGGUUUUUGUAAAAUACAACCAAGCUCUUAAAGCUCGUUAUGAUAUGAUUAGUGAAGAAGCUCAUACUUUAUUAGAUCUUGAAAAGUUAGAGGAGGAAGAAGAGGAGUUUGAGCCUGUUGGAACAAGUCAGAAAAACAAAGAUGAUGAUGAUUUGGUGGUUGAGUAAGAAGAAUUAGAAGCAGAAGAGAGUGAUGAAGAUUAUUAGACUCUUGAAUGAUUUUUUGUUUUAAAGUUUUAUUAUUUGACUUUUUUUUGAAUUGAUCUUGUCUGAUUUUUGUACUCUUUAAGUAUUUUAUUGUCUUAUUUGAUUAUAAUAAUCUAUGAUUUUUAUU